Molecule: messenger RNA, 1425 nt
Organism: Cotesia glomerata
Lineage: Eukaryota; Metazoa; Arthropoda; Insecta; Hymenoptera; Braconidae
Gene: wol
Product: dolichyl-phosphate beta-glucosyltransferase
Exons: 5
Coding region: 391-1374 (327 amino acids)
Cellular component (GO): endoplasmic reticulum membrane
Source: RefSeq, a predicted model, not a curated record
AAAUAGACGUCAAAACUUACUGUACAAGUAUUUCCGUCAAAUUGUAGUAAAGUUGAAAGGAAAUUUAACUACAAGUUUGAUUGUUAACUUGUAUUCAAGUUGCGGCCGUAGAUUUCCGUCAAUUUGCUUACAACUGUUGUUGAGUGAAGAAUUACCGCCAACUUGAUGUAUAAAUUAACCGUAACUGCUGGAAGUCAACACUUACUGAGAAAGCGCUGGCUAUCAGGGUAGGUCUUUCACAAAUAUGUAAACAGCUGUAUCGUACACAAAAGACUGCGCUUAUAUAUCAAAUUAAAGAUAUAAAAAUCAAGUGACGUGGAAUGUAUUUUUUGAUAUUUUAACGUUGUUUCAUUCCAUAUUUUUUAUUAUUAAUUUAUAGCAAAUUUUAUAAUGAUUCCCCUUGAAAUAAUAAGUAUUUUAAUUUUAACUUUAGUAUUUACUUUCUUAGCGAUUUGUUCUUAUUUGUAUAUAAAUACAUCAAGAUUUCCAAAGAUUAAACGAUAUGAAGAAGAAAAAUCUUUUUUAAAUCAAAAGACUGGCAAAAGAGAACCUUUUCCUUCUCUUCAUGAUGAAUUCAAUUUACACCUCAGUGUUAUUAUACCUGCUUAUAAUGAAGAAACACGACUCAAGCCUAUGUUGGACGAAUGUCUGGAAUUUCUCGAAAAUCGAACAAAAUCAGGAUUAACUUAUGAAGUUAUUGUUGUAAGUGAUGGAAGCACAGACAAAACUGUACAAGUAGCCCAAAAUUAUGCUAAAAAAUAUGAUACUCUGCGAGUACUUGAAUUAAUUGAAAAUAGAGGAAAAGGAGGUGCUGUGAGACUAGGUAUGCUCAGUGCUCGUGGUAGUGUACUCUUAUUCGCUGACGCUGAUGGUGCUACAAAAUUUAGCGAUCUUGAUAAACUUGAAGAUAGUAUGAAAGAGAUUUUGAAUUGUGACUAUAAAAUAAAUCCUGAGAAAGUUGCUAAUGCCCAUGCCGUUAUUUGUGGAUCUCGGGCUCAUCUAGAGGAAGCUGAGGCAGCACGAAGAUCUUUUUUUCGAUUAAUUUUGAUGCAUGGAUUCCACUUUCUAGUAUGGACACUCUGUGUUCGUCAUGUACGUGAUACUCAGUGUGGUUUUAAACUCUUUACUCGUGAAUCAGCAAAAACUUUAUUUGAUGCUCUCCAUGUUGAGCGCUGGGCGUUUGAUGUAGAAAUGCUAUACAUAGCACGAACAUUGGAUAUUCCCAUUACAGAAAUCGCCGUGAACUGGACUGAAAUUGAAGGUUCGAAAAUAAUUCCUUUUUGGAGUUGGUUAGAAAUGGGUCGUGAUUUAUUAAUAAUUUGGCUGCGAUAUAAAAUACGAGCCUGGAGAAUAAUACGACCGAAAAAGUUAUAAAUUGUUACAUAUUAUUUUUACAAUAAUACCAAAUUUACUAAAAAAAAUUCA